Messenger RNA from Dujonia railenensis, 1161 nucleotides. The record is from the annotation of a GenBank genome assembly. NCBI's taxonomy places the organism in Eukaryota, Fungi, Ascomycota, Pichiomycetes, Serinales, Debaryomycetaceae.
AUGUCAAUUGCUUCCUAUAACUUAGAAAAUGACUUAAUCGAAGUUACUUUUGAGAACGAAACCACUUCAACCUUCCACUCGAUCUGGUUACGUGAUAAUUGUCAUUGUGAAGAAUGCUAUUAUGACAUCACCAAACAGAGGUUGGUGAACUCAUGUUUAUUGGACCUUGAUAUCAAGCCUAAGAAUGUAAGCAUUGCGAACAAGGAAUUAGUGGUGGUUUGGCCAAAUGAUCAUGUAUCCAAAUACAAAGGACCUUGGUUGAAACUUCAUUCCUACAACCCAUCGUUGGUUGAUGGGAAGAAAAUUCCCGAGCUUUUGAAGAAAGAACUUUGGCAAGUUAAAGAUAUUGCUAACGACUUACCGAAAGUAGAGUACAAAAACGUUAUGGAUAGUCAAGAUUCGGUCAAUGAUUGGAUCUUGAAGAUAUGGAAACACGGAUUUUGUUUAGUUGAUAAUGUACCAGUCAAUUUGGAGGACACCAAGCUGCUCUGUGAGAGAUUGGACUACAUCAGACCAACUCACUAUGGAGGAUUUUGGGAUUUUACAUCAGAUUUACUGAAAAAUGAUACUGCCUACACUAAUUUUGAUAUUUCGUCCCAUACUGAUGGAACUUAUUGGUCAGAUACACCAGGGUUGCAAUUGUUCCACUUGUUGUAUCAUGAUGGAGAGGGUGGAACCACAUCACUCAUUGAUGCCUUUAAAUGUGCCGAAAUCUUACGUAAGAAAUACCCUGAAGAAUUUGACUUUUUAUGUAACUUACCAAUCCCUGCACAUUCAGCAGGUGAGGAGACUGUUUGUAUUCAACCUGAUGUUGCCCAACCAAUCUUCAAGUUGGACUUAGAUGGAAAUUUAAUACAAGUGAGAUGGAACUUAUCGGAUCGUUCUACGAUGAGUCAUUGGAUGCAACCAGGAGUCGAUGUCCCAAAGUUUUAUAAGGCUAUCCAUCACUGGUAUGAGAUUAUCACUGACAAAAAGAAUGAAUUUUUCUAUCAGAUGCAACCUGGCCAAGUCUUGAUCUUCGAUAAUUGGAGAUGCUUCCAUUCGAGAACUGAAUUUACUGGAAAGAGAACUUUAUGUGGUGCUUAUUUCAAUAGAGAUGAUUUUAUCCUGAAAGUCAAGUUGUUAGAUAUAGGUAGAGAGACUUUAUUGGAAAGCUUAUAA